Molecule: messenger RNA, 3822 nt
Organism: Auxenochlorella protothecoides
Lineage: Eukaryota; Viridiplantae; Chlorophyta; Trebouxiophyceae; Chlorellales; Chlorellaceae
Exons: 10
Coding region: 1-3822 (1273 amino acids)
Biological process (GO): endocytosis
Source: RefSeq, a predicted model, not a curated record
AUGGCGGAGGCCGGCCUCCCGCCCCAUGGUUCCGACGCCACGCGCCCCACCAACACCGCCAUGAGCGCGCUGGCCCAGCUGGCGCAGGGCCGCGAGCUGGGCCGCAGCGUGGGACCCCUGAUCCAGCUGCUCCUGGACCAGGGGACGCCGCACCUCGCGCGCAGCGCGGCGUACGACGCCCUCAUUGCCGGCGGCCUCUCGGAUGAAGACUGGCACCGCGUCGGCAUGUGCCUGCCCGGCGACAUUGGGCGUGCCGACCCGGGGGUGUCGGCCCGCGCCCUCCAAGCGCUGGCCGCCCUCCCCCCCCACCUCCUCGUGGAGGUGCUGGGCGCGCAGGGCGGCCGCGUGGCCGCGCAGCUGGGGGCCGUGAUCUCCGCCGGGGCCCCCUUGCCGGCGGUCGCCGCGCUGGACGCGCUGGCCCGCGUCAGCGCCCAGCCCGCGCUGGCGGCCGCCGGGGCUGCCUCGGCGCCGCUCACCGCCGCGCUGUACGAGGCCUGGGAAGCGGCAGCGGCAGCGCUGCUGGGCGCCGACGGCAGCGUGGCAGCCGCCGCUGCCGUGGCGUUGGCCGACCUGCUGGAGCGCGGCGCGGAGGAGGUGCGGAGCGGCGGUCUCGGCUCCUCGCACGUCGGCGGCGCAGCUGGCCCCGGCGGCUUCCUGCCUGACGGCGCGCCGCCCCCCAUCCUGGCGCGCAUGGGCAGCUUCCGGUCGGCCCCCGACACCCCACGCAGCGCCCGCAGCGGCGGCGGCACCCAGCCGGGCGGCCCGCCGGCGCCCCCCGGCGGCGUCGCGCCGCUGGGCGGCUUCCUGGCAGCCGUGGCCUUCCACGUGCGCCCCCGGCUGGUGCGGGCGCUGCCCGGCAUCCUGGCGCGCGCGCGGCGCCUGGCGCCCGUGCCCCAGGCCUCCGUCCCGCGCCUGCUGGCGGCGCUGGCCCUGGCCGCCGAGAUGGCGGAGGAGGAGGAGGCGGCGAGGGCGGGCGCGGGGUCGCUGACCGAGCCCGCGGCGUCGCUGGCCCUGGCCCCGCCGCGCGCGGGGGGGGUGGCGCAGUCCGUGGCCGCGCUGUGCGUGGAGUGGCUGGCCUCGCCGCAUGCCGCGGUAGUGCUGGCCGCCGCCGCUGCGCUGCUGCGGCUGGAGGCCGAGAGCCGCGCGCCGCCGGCGGCCGUCGCGGCCGCCGCGCCGCGCGCCGUGGCGGCCCUCCUGGCCACGCUGGACUCCCCGGCUAGGGGGUCUCCGGGCGCGGCGCCGGCCACCGACGGCGCGUCGUCGACACCCGCCGGCCACGCCGACCCCGCGGCGCCCCAGGUGACGUCGGUGGCGCUGGGGUUCCUGGCGCGCAUGCCACCGCUGCAGCAGGCCAGCCUGUUUGGCCGCGCCUUCCCGCGCCUGGCCACGCUGCCGCGCGGCGACGACCGCGUGCGCGCCCUGGUCUCGCUCUGGGCCUCGCUCGUCGCUGCGCUGCUCUACGUCCUGCUCACCCAUGACCGCGUGGCGGGCGGGUUUGCGGACGCGCGCGCCGACGAGGGCGCGGGAGGCGCCGUGGGCGAGGCCGCCGCCCUGCAGGCCCUGCUCUCAGCGGUGGAGUGGCUGGGGGCGGCGGUGACCGCGCUGAAGGGCACCAAGCCGUGCCUGGGCUGGGGCAGGAUGGCGUCGGCCGCCUCGCCCGGCGCCAGCGCGGUGGUGGACCUCUGGCUCCAGCUCCUGCUGGCCGCGCUGCGCGUGGCCGCCGGCGUGGAGCGCGCGCUGGCGGUGCGCGAGCCGCCGCCGCCGGCCGCCGGCCAGACGGCCGCCGGCCAGCCCGGCGGCGACGCCGCAGGCGCCGUCCAAACGGGCCCGCAGGCCCUGGUCGGGCUGCACCGCCGCACCGCCGCGCUGGCGCAGGACGUGCAGGGCCUGCUCCUCCAGAUCGCGUCCAACUGGAGGGCGCUGAAUGCGCCGGUGCAGGCGCGCGCGGUCUGGAUCUGCGCCUUCCACCUCCAGCUGCAAUCUGCGCUGGACGCCUCAUGGACGAGCCUGGUGGACGCUGCGACGCCCACAGCCAGGACUCGGCGGGGCGACCUGGCCGCGGUGCGGGAGGGCACGCUGAGCGCGAAGGUCGGCGCACAGCGUGACGUCUCGGUGGCGGGGCAGAACGUGGAGGUGGCCCUGCUCUGCCUGGAGCACCUGGCAGCCCUCUUGGUGGACAAUCACAAGGACGAGCUGGUGGGCCAGCUGGCGCCCGUGGCCUCGCUCCUGGAGAAGCUGGUGGGCCUGGAGCUUGAGGCCUGCGGCUCGCGGAUCCCGGGCCUGAGGGCCCGCCUGGGUCGCGUCCGCGCCGCCCUCCUCCCAGUGGCCACCAGCGGCAGGAAGAAGGCCGCCGCAGAGGCCGGCGGCGGCGGCGAGCGGGCCCUGGGCCGCCUGGGGGCGCCCGUGGAGACGAGCGCGGGGCCGGACGGCGCGCCCGCGGCGGCCCCCGCGCAGCCCUCGGUCGUGGCGCUGCGCCCCGCCCCGGGUCAAGUGGAAAGCGCGGCGUACCCUGUGUCCCUGCCCGCCAACGGCGCACUGUUCCACACCGCGCCCGCGCGCCGCGCGCGCGGGCUCCUCCAGGCGCUUCAGGCCGCGGUGUGGCGCGGCGACGCCCCGAGCGCCGGCGGCGACGACGCGGCCAGCAACGGCGCGGGCCCACCCUCCCUCCCGGCGCUGGCCGAUCUGCUGGAUGUGCUGGGCGGCGGCGACGUGGACAGCAGCACCAGGGGCGGCGCGCCCUCCGCCCUGCGCCCCUCCUGCCGCGAGCGGGAGGUGACGGGAGGGCACUCGCCGCUGGGCCUGUUCGUGCGCGUGGAGCCCAGCCCCGCCGCGCGCAGCCUGACCGUGCACGUGCGCGCGCAGAACCGCACGUUGGACGAGCUGCGUGGGGUGGAGGUAGAGCUGGCGCUGGGCGGUCCCCUGGGGGGAGGGGCGCUACUGGCCUUCCCCCUCAAGCCGCUGGCGCCGGGGGGGGAGACCGCCUGGUCUGCCACGCGCACCGUGUCUGGGUUCGGCUGGCCGGUGGUCGCCGCCUCCAUCAAGCUGCCCCUCAAGGUGAGCCUGGGGUCGCCCGUCAUCAGGUGCUGCCCGCUGUCCAUCUCCCCGCUGGUCCUCCUGAACCCGCCCACCCACGCGGUGUCCCCCGUCCAGUUCUACCAGCGCUGGCAGGCUCUGCCGUAUGGGCUCAGCGUCCAGGGAUCGCUGCAGACCCCGGGGCCCGCUGGGUUGAGCGCCCUCUUCGCGGCGUUUGCAGCCUCCGGCACGCUGGAGUGCGUCAUCAAGUCUGUGACGCCCGGGCACGGCGUGCACGCCGCCUUCCACGGCACCUCCUGGGACGGCGACGUCGUUGCCUGCCUGCUGACGGGGCUGGGCGCGGGGAUUGAGUGCUCCCCCGCCGGCGCCCCCAUCCUGCGCUUCACCAUCCGCAGCGAGUCCCAGGCGGUCAUGGACCAGCUGGCGGGGCAGGAGGGGGAGCUGCUGGAGGUGCUCAGCGGCGGCCUGGCAGUGCCCGUGGCAGACGACCUGGCCCUGGCGGGUGCCAGCGUGGCGCCGCCCGCGAUCGUCAAGACCGCUGCCCCGGCCACCACGCCGGCGGCCGCCCCCACCCAGCCGGAGUCCAGCACCUACUCCUUCCUGCGCGGUGUCACCGCGCGCACCUUUGCCGUCGAGGAGAGCGAGCCGGCCCAGGCCGUGGACGGCGCGGCGGCGCUGGACCUUGAACCGGCGGCGGCCCUGGCCCUGGCCCGCCGGCUGGACGACGCAGCCGUGGCGGCCUGGAGGAGGCUGCGCGAGACGCGGCGCUUGCAGGCCGCGACGGUGUGA